UCUCACGCGCGUGCGCAAACCGGAACCGUGCGUCUGAAGGGGAAGGCGGAAGGACAGCCUUACCUCCGUAGGGGUCAGAGGAGGAAGUUUCUCCUGCUUGCUGUGGGGCGCGAGUGUCCGCGGCGGCCUCCUGAACAGUUCUCAGCUUCCCUGCAGGAAAAAACAUCACUAUGUCUUCUGGUUUGUUGCCCAAGCCACAAAUGAAAGACCUCCUGGGAAAAUUUGCGAGAAGGAAUUUUCUGAUUGGAGUUACUUUAGUAACAGGAUGUCUGAUUUACUUGGAGUUUGCUUUCAUUCAAGGAAGGCAAAAACAAUACAGAGAUUUCUAUAAAACAUUUGACUUCGCGAAAGACUUUGAGGACAAGAAAAAAGCAGGAGUGUUUCAAAGCGUGAGGCCUGGUGACGCCUAAUAAUCAUAGAGCUGCCUCUUGGACACAAGAUAAUUGAAGAUUAUUGUGAUCCGUAACGAUCACCUUCAGUGCUGGUCCUGCUGUAAUUUGCUCAUUAAACCAAAUCCUUAUCUCAGA
This is a messenger RNA of Python bivittatus (Burmese python), 527 nucleotides long. It is a transcript of the gene COX6C, whose product is annotated as cytochrome c oxidase subunit 6C. Lineage: Eukaryota; Metazoa; Chordata; Lepidosauria; Squamata; Pythonidae. The record is from RefSeq and is a predicted model, not a curated record.